AUGAAAGCAACAAUUCUCGUGGCCGCGUUUAUGGCAUGCUGGACCAAUGUCUACGCAGAAGACUGCCCCCCCUGCACGAAGUUUGACCCCAGCGCUCCGAACAGCCCCUGCGGCGAAAUGCAAUUUGGAGGAGUCGGCUGCCAGUGCUGGGAACUGGGUCGAGACAAACAUACUUACCGCUUAUUUGCGCACAAGGACGGCACCAAGGUCGAAAUCGAUGAAAAUAAUAGAAUCCAUAUGUGGUGCAACGAUAAGGCUUGCAUACGCAAAGAUUAUUGCAAGAUUGAACCCUAUUGGCGCGACCUUGCUGACUGGGUGCACGACGGAUCCUACGAGUUACCAGCGGGCAACGGUUGCUGCCAACUUCCUGCGCAUUACAUUCAGCACGCCACAAUGUACAAGAUGCCAUAUUAG
Molecule: messenger RNA, 414 nt
Organism: Sphaerulina musiva SO2202
Lineage: Eukaryota; Fungi; Ascomycota; Dothideomycetes; Mycosphaerellales; Mycosphaerellaceae
Exons: 1
Coding region: 1-414 (137 amino acids)
Source: RefSeq, a predicted model, not a curated record